Messenger RNA from Acanthaster planci (crown-of-thorns starfish), 2173 nucleotides. RefSeq names its product aprataxin (gene aptx). Gene Ontology annotation, biological process: single strand break repair. Lineage: Eukaryota; Metazoa; Echinodermata; Asteroidea; Valvatida; Acanthasteridae. Gene Ontology annotation, molecular function: single-stranded DNA binding; mismatched DNA binding; double-stranded RNA binding. The record is from RefSeq and is a predicted model, not a curated record. Gene Ontology annotation, cellular component: nucleus.
CUUUUACUCAAUAAUACAACGUGCAUGCACUUGACAGGACUGAUGUGAUUUUUUUUGCUUCUGUCCGUGGUUUCAUAUUGAAAAAAAAAUAAUAUUCCUCAUCCAAAAUGCAGUUAAUUUGUCGGAUAGAAUGCACAGGGUUUAAUACUUCUUUUGCUAUGACAGAUUUAGGAAUAUUUGGACAGCUUAAACAUGUUAAACAGAAUUAUCGCGACGCCAUGGCGACUGCAAAGCUUGGGAAAAAACACCUACUGGAACCGUCUGGAGGUGGUCCUCCAGCGAAGAAAGGCCAUUGGAGUUUAGGGCUAAAAGAUUCCAUGAACGACCCCAGCAAGCAGGUGCAGGAGGAUGACAGAGUGGUCGUCAUCAAAGAUAAAUAUCCCAAGGCAAGAUAUCACUUCUUGGUGCUUCCCAAAGAGAACAUAAGUAAAUUGAAGGCCCUGAAAGCAGACCAUUUGGACCUGCUGAAACACAUGCAUGAAGUUGGGCAAAGAGUUAUCGAAGGGGCGAUCGGGGAAGAAGGACUCUCUUACAGACUUGGCUAUCAUGCUGUACCAAGCAUGAGCCAUUUGCAUCUUCAUGCUAUCAGUCAGGAUUUUGAUUCUCCGUCACUAAAAACAAAGAAACACUGGAACUCCUUCACGUCAGCAUACUUUGUUGACUCCAAAGAAGUCAUGGAUCAGUUGGAGACAGAAGGCAAAGUUGACACCUCGGCUAAGAAUCCUGAGGCAUUACUCAAACUGCCGCUCAGGUGUCAUGUGUGCAAGAAGGAGCUGGCGACUAUGCCCAAACUGAAAGAACACAUUGUCACUCACAUCAAGAAAAGAUGACCACUGGCUUAGGCUUGGGGUGAUGCUGCCGAGGAAGUUCUGGGAGGGGGCGGGAAGCAGGGGAGGGGAAGUGAUCGGAUGUUGGGUUUGGCUUUUGCUAUGACAAGAAGACUUCAAACAACCAACAUUUUUGUUUGCAGAAAAUCCCUUUUUCAUUGACUGUACUCCAUUAUCUAAAAAUGUCCAAAGUAAACAACAUGGAAAAAUCCAAAAUUUCCUCCAAAACUUUUAUUCAAAAACUAAAAAAAUUUCUGUACAAGAAUUAGUACAUCUCUGUUAAUACUUCAUUAAAUAUUACAGUUGUGAGUAGUUUGAGAAAAAUAUUUUGCAUACAUUGAUUUAUUUUAAUAUACUAUAUACUAUAUACAGUGUACAUGAUAUGGGAGACUGCUUUCAUCAGAUACUUGGAGAAUAUCAAUGUUAAUCCCUGUGGAAUUGUUUUCAUCACCUUAUGGAAUCCAGCGUGAUUAUCAUCUGGGGGAAAGUCCCCCUGGUGUGACCUGGUGUGACCAACAUAAGUCAAAUUAAUUUGACUGUCCAAUUUUUACUCUUGAUUAUGCAUGGCAAAUAAAGAAAAGGGGAAAACUGCAUGAAUGGCAACAUCUGGGUCAAAGACGGUAGAAUCCAGGUGAACGGCUCGCUUCGCUGUGGCUCAGUUGGGUACUAUCCCCCACCACAGGAAAUUCAGAACCAUUUAUAGGACCUACAUUUAAUCUAAGCAGCACUCAAACCAAUUGCACAAUCAGUGAGUGACUGGGUGUUCGACUGGAUCACAGUGGACUUGAGUCCAAUAAAUUGGAUACACGUCAUCAGAGUACAAAAGCCAUCAGGUGACGUGUGUGCAUAAGCAAUCUUGUGGUCCAUACUUCGGCACAAAUAUUGCUCUACAUUUGGCAUGCAACUCGUAGUGCUUUGAGGGAUUUUUUGGGAACUGAAGUGACUUGGACAAAGUUCCUCUACCUUAUGCGAGGGUACUUGUGUAGAUAAAAGAUUCAAUUUUUUGUUCUGAUUGAAUAUCGAAAGUUGAUGCGGUCGUGUACAUUCAGAAAUAGCUACGGUUAUUGUCACUAAAAAUGACACCAUGAAUUUCAUUGAUCAGCUAAGGACAGUGUGGAAGGAGUGGCUAACCUAUUGCGCCACAAGACCUUGACGUCACUGGGUAAACGUUUUGUUCAAGUGCCUUGUUGACUGACCUGAUAUCACACUAUCUUUGGCGUCACUUCCCACGUGUUGGAAUUCAGUAUCUCAGUUCCAGUCUUUGAGUAAAUAUUUGUCAGACUGCAAAGUGGAUAUUUAUUUUGCAGAAAUAUAAUCUCCCUGCAAGAAAUAAAGUUCUUUAAAAU